Molecule: messenger RNA, 369 nt
Organism: Homalodisca vitripennis (glassy-winged sharpshooter)
Lineage: Eukaryota; Metazoa; Arthropoda; Insecta; Hemiptera; Cicadellidae
Product: glycine-rich cell wall structural protein-like
Exons: 3
Coding region: 1-369 (122 amino acids)
Source: RefSeq, a predicted model, not a curated record
AUGGUUCUCAAGGUGUUUCUGGCAGUGAUCCUCUGCUCAGUAGCUCUCGUCUCAGCAGGAGGCAAAAGUCACACCCAUCUUUCCAACCAUCUCGGUUACAAAUAUGGCUACGACAUCCACCAUGAUUACCAUGCGCCUUGGCACGGUUACGCACAUCCUCACGGGUACGGAGGUUUCGGCGAUGACCAUGGUCACGUAGCCUACGGCGGUGCUGAACAGUACGGAGGAUUCGGUGGUGCUGGGGCUGGAGGUCUUGGUGGAGCUGGAUUUGGUGGCGCUGGAGCUGGAGGUCUCGGAGGAGGUGCAUUUGGUGGCGCUGGCGCUGGAGGUCUCGGAGGAGCUGGUUUUGGUGGAGGCUUUGGAGGUUGA